Dothidotthia symphoricarpi CBS 119687 is the source of this 498-nucleotide messenger RNA. RefSeq lists its product as uncharacterized. The transcript has a single exon. The record is from RefSeq and is a predicted model, not a curated record. Lineage: Eukaryota; Fungi; Ascomycota; Dothideomycetes; Pleosporales; Dothidotthiaceae. Bases 33 to 260 code for a protein of 75 amino acids.
CGCAAAAAGUCUUUUCGGUCCUUCUCCAGGCCAUGUCAAGAAUUGCGGAUGCUGAAGACUUUUUUUCGCUCGACCUCUUUUGGUGGUUGACCUGGUUGAUCCAUGUAUGUGCUCGACUCAACUUCAUCUUUCACGACACAUGUCAGCGAGGUAUUUCCCGAAGAGCGGUGAGUUUCGACAGCAAGAUCGGUGAUGGUGAUUGGCAAGCGGACGACUCGAGGCCUCUCGAUAAACAAGCUAUCUUGGACAUCUUAGCAUGAGACAUAUUGUCUGCGUUGGUUCCCGAUAACCGCCUCGGAGAUAGUCCACCAUUUGUUUGCGCCAAAUACGGCAACCAGACAGGCAGAUCAUUGAUGGCUAAAUGUAGCCGCCAAGUAACAUAUAUUCAGAAUUCGAACGAAACAAGAGACUUGCAUCGGGAACGUGUACAUGAAUGAGCCUUGUUGUGCCACGUAACAAAACGAGAACGAGAAGCUACAAGUCAAAUAGAGGUAUAUA